GGAAACGUUGAGGCUGUAUUCUCCCAGCGCUCUGAGUCCUGUUUUGGCCUAUGCCCUCUAGUGCGGUACGGGCAAGUAACGUUUUAAGCGUUGGCUAUGGGUGGCUAUGGCGUUGCAUGGGUAUAGACCUUGCUAUUGGUACCACCAGAUUCGAUGGAAGCCUAUGUCUGGGGAGGGGCCCUGGAUCACGGCUAUACUCAAUUAUGAUGGGAGUGACGAGCUGAGACUGAGGAUCAAUGUGGAGGGAGGAAAAGAGGAGGAGAUGCGGACUGAUGGAAGGCUGCAGGAAGCUAUCACGGAGACGAAAAACCGUGUGGAGAGGCGCUGCAGAAGAGACGGGGUGACGGCGAAAAUGCAGGUAACGGUCUCGUAUCAUGAGACCGAGACCUCGAUGGACACGGCGGACUGGGAACAGGCCCACCUGGAACGGGACUCAAGUGGGGAGAGUGAGAUGAGCGAGGCGGAGGAUCAGGGGACAGACCUCAGGUCCUGGAUCAGGCCAGGCGAGAUCCAGAAGCACCACAGAGCGGCAGACCCAGUGGAAAAGGGACCCGAGGCCAGCUCUCAACGACUGACGCCAAGAGGCCGUGGGACGGGAGAAAAGCAGAGCAAAGGGAAGAAACGGGUAGAUCUGUCUAUCUUCAUUGUCCAGACCAGUUUUGUUGAUGGCACUAUCCACGAUCUGAGGCCUUACCUGAAGAAGGGCAAGGAGACUCAUGAGCACUUCGAUCCGGUCUGGAUCUCAGCCACUGAAUACCUUGAGCAGAGGGAGAGGGAGCUUGACGAGAGUGGCGCUACGCUAAUCCGCAGCUUCGGGCCAAUGCUUUAUACAGACUAUCCUAGGCCUCCAGUCCCUUCUCUUCUCACUGAUGGUACGAGUUGGCUGGAUGUGGUUGGUCUGGCAAAGAGGUACAUCUCCCCAGCAGUGAUCGAUGUUGAGGCGCUGACCGAGCCCACCAAGUAUCCCUACCUUAGACGGGGAGUCUUCUCAGUGGACGGGCUGCCUACAUUGUGGGAGGAGUUUUGCUCUAUGGUUAAUUACCGUGUUAUGUACGGUCUGUACGAGUUUGUGGUGAUGUCGUUUGGCCUAUGCAAUGCGCCUGGUACGUUCCAGGACGCGAUGAACGAGAUUUUUCAUGACUACUUGGACAAGUUUAUCGUCGUGUACCUCAACGAUAUUCUCAUCUUUAGUAGGAUUGUAGAGGAGCACGCUGAGCACUUGAAAAUAGUGCUAGGUCUCCUAAGACAGCACCAGUACAAGGUGAACUUGGAUAAAUGCGAGUUUGGUCGCACCAAGAUCCUGUACUUGGGUCAUGAAAUUUCAGCAGAUGGAUUGAGGCCGGAAGAUGCAAAGGUGGCCAGCAUACGUGACUGGCCUAGACCUCAGACUGUUACUGAGGGCGACUUCAUUCACCCACGCGUGGUGAAGGAAGCCCGCUUACCCACGACAGGGUCUCCGACUCCCAUCUCCGUUACCCUAGGGGAUGACAAGACCCAGAGCUUCUUCGAUCAAACGGUCACCGACCUCCCCUUCUUCCUCACUCUCGAGCCGACUGAUCGUUCCCCGGUGUUUCAUCGCCACCACUCCUCUGCACAUUUCGAUGUGAUGGAGACGGGGUACGACUUCAUUCUCGGCACUCCGUGGUCUUGUCGGUUCCGCAGCACCGAGGCCGAUUGGGUGACCAACACUCUCGUUCUCAAAACGAAGUGUGGACAGACSUAUCGCGUACCUUUCAUAGGUACCACGGCGACACCACGCCCCGAUCCUCCUCCCCCGGAGCCUUCAGUGCCCACACCAUCUCCCUCUAUCACUGUCACCUCGCCUUGGCAGUUCGCUCACUUCAUUCGACAGGACGACGUCACCUUCUUUAUGGUGGACGUGACGGAUCUCUUACACUAUGAUCCACCCUGUCCCGACGCCGAGCUCAUCCCUCUGGAGCCAGAUCCUCCCUCUAUCUCCAUGGCUCCCAUCUCUACUUCCGUCCCUCCGCCGUCCGUCGAGUCCACCCCGCCGUCGCGCGCUGACGUUGAUGCUGAGAAACUCGCACGAUAUACGGCUGACUUGGAGCCCGUAGUUCGUGACCUCAUCCGAGAGUACCGCGACGUUUUCCCAUCGUCGUUCUCGUACGCCGGCAUCCCACCGAUGCGUGACGUCGAGCACUCCAUUCAGCUUGUGCCUGACUAUCGUGUUCACCACCAGGCACCCUACAGACUCUCGAUCCCCAAGGCCACCGAACUCAAGCGUCAGCUUGAGGAGCUCCUGAGACUGGGUUUCAUGAAACCCAGCAACUCCCCGUGGGGUGCACCGACUAUCACGGUCUCAACUGCUACACGGUUAAGAACAACUAUCCCAUGCCUCGUUCCGAUGAGCUGUUCGACCGCCUAGCAGGCAACCGCUUCUUUACGAAGAUUGAUCUUCGUAGCGGUUACCAUCAGAUCCGCGU
This is a messenger RNA of Chara braunii, 2444 nucleotides long. The record is from the annotation of a GenBank genome assembly. NCBI's taxonomy places the organism in Eukaryota, Viridiplantae, Streptophyta, Charophyceae, Charales, Characeae.